Messenger RNA from Elgaria multicarinata webbii, 514 nucleotides. RefSeq names its product insulin (gene INS). Lineage: Eukaryota; Metazoa; Chordata; Lepidosauria; Squamata; Anguidae. Gene Ontology annotation, cellular component: extracellular region. Bases 145 to 462 code for a protein of 105 amino acids. Gene Ontology annotation, molecular function: hormone activity. The record is from RefSeq and is a predicted model, not a curated record. The transcript is spliced from 4 exons.
CCAUUGUCUGGCCCAGACUGAGAGGAAGGUGAACAAGCAGGCUGCAAAGGUCACCAGUCUGUCAGUGGUGGACCUGGUUCAGGUUCAGUCAGUGGACAUUGUUGUACAAGACCAGGUUAAGUCCAAGGUCUCGCCUACAUCAUCAUGACCCUCUGGAUCAGAUCGCUGCCUCUCCUCGCGCUGCUUGCUGUUUCAGUUCCUCCUGCCACCGACGCUGUUCCCAAUCAGCAUCUCUGUGGCUCUCAUCUAGUGGAGGCACUCUAUUUUGUAUGUGGAGAACGGGGCUUCUACUACUCUCCCAAAACACGGCGGAACAUUGAACAGCCCCUAGUGAACGGGCCUAUGCAGAAUGAAGUGGAAGCACUGCCAUUCCAACCACAGGACUUUCAGAAGAGAGGAAUUGUGCAACAAUGCUGUGAAAACACCUGCUCCCUCUACGAUCUAGAGAACUACUGCAACUAGAAGAGGAAGAACGGCCACUUUGCUAGGGCACCUUCAUUGCAACUGAAUAAAA